AUGCUGGCGUGUCGCUCCCUGCUGCUCACCUGGGUGCUGCUCACCGCCACGGCCCGAAGCCAGAGCUGGAGACCCUGUACAGACCUGCUUCCUCUUGACCUGCUGGCCAGAGCCUUACCGAUCCCAGGACAAGCCCCACCCACACAGGUGCAGAUGGUUCAGUCCAGAGGGUCCAGAGGUUUCCGAUUGGCUGGUUCCGUGGUGACAGCGCUGAGUUUCCCCUCCUCCCAAAUCUUCACCAACUGUGACUACUUUCCCGCUGAAUUCUCAUUGGUUGCCACCAUCAAGACACAGAGACUGAAACAGAAGAGGAAUGAGUACAUCUUCUCUGUGGUGGAGGAGGAAUCUGAUUUGCUGUUGCUAGGGUUACGUGUCUCAGAGAACCGCCUGCACUUCCUGGUCACGCCCCCAGGUGUCGGUCAGCGGAGCCGGCUGAGCUUUAAAGAUGUUGGACUGGACGACAACCGCUGGCACACAGUGGUACUGGCCAUUACUGGACCGUACGUCACACUGACCAUCGACUGUGGACUGCCCCUGGAGCUUAAACAGGCCCAGUCCUUCCCCAGCACUCUGAGCACCAGAGGGUCCAGGUUCUUCAUCGGCAGCAGAAGGAGGUCAAGGGGACGCUUCUCUGGUUUACUGCGGCAGCUGGUUCUACUUCCUGGUUCAGAUGCCACACCCAGACUGUGUCCGACCCCUGACCCCAGCCUCGCCGAGCUGUCUGUCCCCCAGGUCCUAAAGUCCACCCCACUCCAGCCCAACCACGGUGGACCAGUUUACCCAUAUGAGGCGGAGGCCAGAGUGACUGUGGGGAAUCCUCCUCCAUGUUCAGGACCAGAACGAGGCCAGCUGUGGCUGAACGCUCAGAGGAAAGGCCUGUUCAUCUGUGACGGACUCACAUGGAGGACGCUGCUGCAGAAUCAGGAGCGCUUGGACUACGUGGAGGACUACCAGGAUCUGUACACCAGCUCCGAAACCUUUGACGUCGAGGUGUUCUCCAUCCCGUCUGAAGGCCUGUUCAUGGCUGCGGCCAACAGGGACUCUCGGCCCGGUUCAGGGAUCUACAAAUGGAGAGACGGGUCAUUUCAGCUGUACCAGAACAUCAGCACUCAGGAGGCCCGAGCCUGGAAACACUUCACCAUCGACGACAAGAUUUUCCUGGUAGUGGCGAACUCUCGGGAGGCGGAGCCUGAGCUGUCAGUCAUCUAUCGGUGGAAUCAGCGGCGCCGUCGUUUCCUCCGUCACCAAACACUGGAGACUCACUCCGCUGUGGACUGGGAGGCCUUCCAGAUCCACAACCACAGCUUCCUGGUGGUAGCCAACCACAGACGAGACUCAAACCACAACAUCCACAGUGUGAUCUACAGGUGGAACCCAAGCACAAAGCUCUUUGAGGUGAACCAGACUGUGUCCACGUCCGGAGCAUAUGACUGGGAGUUCUUCUCCGUCGGGCCGUACCACUUUCUGGUGGUCGCCAACACCUUCGACGGUCAGACCACCACCAUCAGCUCUACCGUCUACAUCUGGCUGAACGGCAGCUUCCAGGUCUUCCAGAGCAUCCCGACGGUGGGAGCGACGGACUGGGAGACGUUUCAGAUCGACGGCAGGUUCUUUCUCACCGUCGCCAACAGCCAGAAGGUUUCAGACCGCAGCCAGAGUCUCUACAGCAUCAACUCCACCGUGUACGAACUCAACACGUUCACGCAGACCUUCAUCCGCUUCCAGGACAUCCUCACACACAGCGCUGUGGACUGGGAGUUCUUCACUGUAGGAGAGGAGAAGUUCUUGGUCGUGGCAAACUCUCAUGACGGCAGCUCGUACUCUCUGAACAGCGUCGUCUACAGGUGGCAGGGUUACGAGGGCUUCGUUCCGGUCCACAGUCUGCCGACGUUCGGCUGCAGAGACUGGGAACACUUCAGCACCGACGAAGGCUCCUUCCUCAUCUACUCCAGCGCCACCUCCAGGCUCAGCAAGGUCUUCAAACUCAGGACGUACUGAACGAGAGUCCACCCAACAGCUGGAGCUUCUACUUUAGAACACCCAGCAGAAGGUUUUAAAAGGUUUCAAAGCCUCAGUCUUCAGGCUCAGCGAGGUCCUCAAAAAGCAAAGUAACUCAGAUGGUUCAGAUCUUCAGAACUGAGCGAAGUCUUCAGGAUCCUGAGAUGCUUCACACCUCCAGCCUGUGGACGUUUCAGUAGUGGCUCAGUAAAGAUAAUAAACCUGAUUUAUACAUGUCGCACUUUUCUUAAACAGUUUCUUCAAAAGGUAAGUCACGCUAAGC
This is a messenger RNA of Chelmon rostratus (copperband butterflyfish), 2281 nucleotides long. RefSeq names its product thrombospondin-type laminin G domain and EAR repeat-containing protein-like. Gene Ontology annotation, biological process: signal transduction. Lineage: Eukaryota; Metazoa; Chordata; Actinopteri; Chaetodontiformes; Chaetodontidae. The record is from RefSeq and is a predicted model, not a curated record. The transcript is spliced from 15 exons. The coding region runs from base 1 to 1998 and encodes 665 amino acids.